Molecule: messenger RNA, 1503 nt
Organism: Histoplasma capsulatum G186AR
Lineage: Eukaryota; Fungi; Ascomycota; Eurotiomycetes; Onygenales; Ajellomycetaceae
Exons: 3
Coding region: 168-1295 (375 amino acids)
Molecular function (GO): methyltransferase activity
Source: RefSeq, a predicted model, not a curated record
GUAUCUCCAACCAAGAGAGAAGGACGAGUUGUGAGAACCCUACCGAGGAAGAGUACAUCAUAAGAACGGCUUCCUCAAAUUUAUAGAGAUGCUCCGCCUAUUUGAUAUCCGCCAUACAUCCACAUAACUCCGGAGGGUUCUUCCCCAUUCCACAGUUUCUUGGGCGCAUGGCUGAGGAAAGUUCACAUUUGAAAAUUAAACCCGACCUGGAGGAUGCCCGUCCCAAUAUGGAUGCAGAAGUGGGAAACACAGAGACACAUUUGACGGCGCCUGAGCCGACGGCACAAGACUACAUUCAGCCGGAGUCCCUAAGUGACACACCGAAUACCAUAUCAAUAGAGUCGGAUCCGAGUCACUCACAUUCAUUAUCAUCCUCCAAAUCUCUUUCUGAACACAUAAUCGAAGAUAUACUCGAAAAUGAACGACGCUACUGUAAUGAAACCUAUUUCAUGCCGAAUGAUGAAGCCGAGCAAACCCGUCUAUCAAUCGAGCACCAAAUCUACUUAAUAAUCUACGAUGGCCAACUCACAAAAACCAACUUACCCCCAACAGUCUCCCGCAUCCUAGAUAUCGGGACAGGGACCGGCGAUUGGGCCCUUAGUAUGGGUGAAAUGUACCCCGACACCGAGAUCCUCGCCAUUGACAUCUCUGUCUUCGACUCAGAUCCCAUCUCUAUCGCGCCGCCCAACGUCUUCUUCCAAAUUGAUGACGCUGAAUGCGGCGAAUGGAACUACCACCAUCCCUUCGACUUCAUCCACAUUCGCGGCCUCUCCGGCGCGAUAGCCGACUGGCCAGCUCUGUACAGCCAGGCCUUUAAGAACCUGGAACCAGAUGGCCGCAUCGAGAUCGCCGAUGUGGAUUACACCUCAGGAUUACUGAACGCGCGCAACGCCCCCGCCAACUCGUAUAUGAGCAUAUAUAUAUCCGCCAUCCGCUCCGCGGCUGAUGUGGCGGGGUACCCGCGCGACCUGUCACAUUUGCGUAUGGCCGCACUGACGGCUGCAGGGUUUGUGCAAGUGAGGACAUAUGAUAUUCGAGUGCCGAUUGGGACGUGGUGCGAGAGCGAUGCGAAGGGGAGUACGCUAGGGAAAAUGGUGUUGAUCGUGUUGUUGGAAGGACUGGAGGCAGCGAGUAUGCGAUCGCUGACAAAAUACGGCGGAUGGACGCCGGAGGAUGUGAGGGAUUUAUGUCACAAGGUGAAGAUGGAGAUUGUGAUGGGUGCAGUGGAGGGUGCGAUGGGGCUUGUAAGAGUGGUCACAGGGAGAAGACCAGGUCCUGAUUCGGGGCUUGACUAAUGAGAAUGAUUCAUGAUUAAAACACCACGAUUUUCUUUCAUCCUACAUUUCGCCUGCGCAUAUCUGUUCUCGAACAUUGGGGGCGCACUUCUUUCUUCUUCACUUUUUGUAUUUCGUUUCUAUACAUGGCCUGGCUUCAGCCCUGCUCAGGGCCCAAGACAAUAGGGAGGGAGGUUUACAAUUUUACAGCCUUUUCUGCUGUUCCGUA